CUCCGGAGAUCUUGGAAAGACGCACACGCAAGACGACGAUGGGCGAUCCCUCAGCGGCUUCCUCCUCCUCGUCGCACGAGAAGGAGUCGCUUACUGCGCUACAGCUGAGAGUGUCACAGCUCAAGGCCAGGCGAGAGUCACUCAAGGCUCAGCUAGAGGACAAGAGACAAAGGGCCGACGCAAAGAAGGCAGCAGACGAUGCAGCCCACGAUGCAUUGACGGGACCUGUCGAGCUCACAGACUCGAUCAGGGAGCUGUCAAAGGAGCUCUCUGAUAUGGAAGAAAAAGCCAUUCUCUAUCGGACGACGGGUUGGACCUGCUUUGAGAUGGACCUGGACGUGGGGCGGCGAGAACGUGCGGCGCGCAAGGGCCAGGCUGAGGGGGAUCCGCACAUGGGGGAAAAGUCUGGCCUUGGACUGGGAGUAAGGCUCGAAACAUUCUGGCGAGGCCGCUUCUACGAGCCUUUUUAUCUCGUCUUUGCGCAGGAGUCGCAGCUGCUGCGUGACACAGCACGGACAGUGUCAGAGUUCGACAGGAAUGCGGUUGAACGGCUCGACGAGGGCCAGCGGCAAGAGUCCAGCAAACUGAACCCGGGUGUGAGGCUGCGCAGCCACACGAUUCCCCAGUUUGUCCCCCUGCAGGACCUCCUCAAGCGCUACCUCAAGCCUGAAUCGCCGAGAGACAUUGACGACGAAGACGAGACGCACAUCAGAGGCGGCUUUGAGCUCUUAAAUGUGCUAAUGCACAGAGAAAGUCUCGAGCUAUUCUUGAGCCACCUUCACUGCUAUCUACAGGCGUUUGUCUCGCGCAGGCAGCAGGCCCUGCUUCUUCGAGAUCUUGCAAUCCCAGGCCUACCGCCGUCCGAUGCGGGCGGAUCUCUCGAGGCCUUCUUCACGGCUUCUCUCUCCCAGAUCUCAAUUCGAUGGCUGAUGCCCGUACCUACGCUCGAAGAUCUACACCGACUGCAAGGCGAACACGUCGACAGCGACGCGAGUCGAAAGCGCAAGCGAAAAGAAGGCCAGAUGAAUGUGGUUGUCGAAAUCUUCUUACUGUACGAAGAUCUGCAGCACGAUCGUCUGGGCCCGCUGGCAAAGGAACCUUCGCAGUGGAUCAGCAGCAUCAGGGCUCUCAACCGAAAUCAGCAAACGGGAACAAAGGGCACCGCCGGCGUUGUUCUCGUUGAGGUGCUUCGAUCAAGAGUACCGAGCAGCAAGCGCGGAAGCACAGCGGUUUUGAACAACGCCAUUAGCAAAGAGCCGAGGAGAUUCCGUCGCGAAGAUCUGGAGGCUCGCUUCCUCUCUCCCGCGGCAGAGUCCACAUCCACCGAACCUGACGACGAUGAGGACCAGUCGCCAGAGCUCGAUGAAGCUCUCAAAGACGUACUUGGGACAGUCUGGCGCGAGGAAGUGCUCAGACAGCUCACGUGAUACGAACUCCCUCUUCGCUUCCUCUUCCUCUUCAUCCUGUAAUUGUACAAGCUUCGUCAUUGUUGUACUGCCACCACACCGUCUACAUUGUACAUAAUUAUUGAAACAGGUCCGAAGCUCGUGGUCUCUGUUUCUUCUCGGUGCCAUUGUUUCCCUUGGUCUGUGGAGCCUUCACAACGGCCUCUUCGUCCUCGUCGCCAUCCAUGCUGAACGUCAAGAGACCCUUUUGCUUCGGCUUCUUGU
Messenger RNA from Acaromyces ingoldii, 1670 nucleotides. RefSeq lists its product as hypothetical. The transcript has 4 exons. The coding region runs from base 39 to 1427 and encodes 462 amino acids. NCBI's taxonomy places the organism in Eukaryota, Fungi, Basidiomycota, Exobasidiomycetes, Exobasidiales, Cryptobasidiaceae. Gene Ontology annotation, cellular component: kinetochore; Mis6-Sim4 complex. The record is from RefSeq and is a predicted model, not a curated record.